Strongylus vulgaris is the source of this 468-nucleotide messenger RNA. The record is from the annotation of a GenBank genome assembly. NCBI's taxonomy places the organism in Eukaryota, Metazoa, Nematoda, Chromadorea, Rhabditida, Strongylidae.
AUGGCGGAUAAUUUUCGGAAAAAUCUUAUUUCUAAAUGCAUUCGCGACAGUGGCACCGGAGAAUUUGACGCUGAUUUGUUGAACGAGGUGAUGAAUGGUACAUCGGACAUUGAUGUUGUUCGGUUGCGAACUUACGCCUGGCGUCACACAAUACCAAGUGUUCAUCGUCUUCAAAUGUAUAAGUACAUGCUUGGAAUUUCGGGAGCCUAUCCAGAAACACGUGAAAUUGUGGCCCAGCACAGACGAGAUGAAGCGUUGGUACUCCUACGAUGCUUAAUUACAACUCGCUUUACUGAAUGUAAACUAGAUAACGAUGAAGUUAUGGAGCCCGGGCCCAACAAUGAUGACAUCGUUAAAAUGAUUCUCCUCGCCAAUAAUCGUCUCACGGACAAUUUUACCAAAGAUGUGCCAACCAUGGUAAUAUCAGCGGUAAGUAUCGCUAUGCUCGAAAGGAAAGUGAAGGUGUAG